Aegilops tauschii subsp. strangulata is the source of this 3141-nucleotide messenger RNA. The record is from RefSeq and is a predicted model, not a curated record. Lineage: Eukaryota; Viridiplantae; Streptophyta; Magnoliopsida; Poales; Poaceae.
CAGGAGAAAAUGGAUCUCCCAGACCUCAACUUCACUCCACCUACAGAAGAUGUGGAUGAAAUGGAUGAAGAUGCAGAAAAUGAAAUGGAAGGACAUGUAGGAGAAGAAAUGGAAGGAGAUACAAAAGAGGGGAUGGAAGGAGAUGAAAUAGUUCAAAAUCCUGGUGUUGGUCAAGUUGCUAGGAAAUAUAAAACCCUCAAUGACCAGAAAAAAUUUGCUGCUUAUGUAGCAAUGCAUACACUGUGUAUGAGUAGAGGAGGCACUUUUUUGGGAACUGAUAAGCAAGACAUUGCAAAAAAAUUUGGAGUGGGUGUUUGGAAUAUACAAAGAAUUUGGAGGAAAGCAAAUUAGCGAAGGUAAAGAGGUGGAUGUUUCUAAUAAAAAAAGGAAAUUCUGGAAGAAAGCCUAAGGACAUUAACCUAGAAAAAAUCCUAACGAUCCCAUUAAACAAAAGGUCUAGCAUUAGGUCACUUGCCUGGCAACUGGGAUGUAGCCCUACCACACUUCAUAGAAAGUUCACGUUAAACUUGAUAAGGAGGCAUACAAACGGUGUGAAGCCAGCUCUAAAGGACCAGAAUAAGAAGGAUAGGAUGAAAUUUUGUUUGUCGAUGCUUGAUGAGGCAACAACAGCAACUGCAAGGCCUAAGUUCAAGACUAUGCAUAAUGUUGUCCAUAUCGACGAAAAGUGGUUUAACAUGACAAAGAAGAAUAAAACAUAUUAUCUGCUGGAUGGGGAGGAAGAGCCUACGAGGCCUAUAGAUGGCAACUGUAUUGGCAAGGUGAUGUUCUUGACGGCCGUUGCUAGGCUGAGGUGGGACAGUGAAGGAAACGUGACCUUCUCUGGGAAAAUCGGUAUCUGGCCAUUCAUGAAGGAAGUUCCUGCUCAAAGGAGAAGCGACAACAGGCCCAGAGGUACAAUAGAGACAAAAUCAAUAAAGGCCGACAGAAAAGUGAUGAGGGAGUUCCUGAUAGAGAAGGUCUUGCCAGCAAUACAAGCUGUUUGGCCCGAAGGUGAUGCUGGACAGACCAUCUACAUUCAGCAGGAUAAUGCUAAGCCCCAUAUCUUGCCAGAUGACCCGGAAUUUCUAGAAGCUGACGCAAAAACUAGGCUUGACAUCAGAAUAAUACAACAGCCUCCCAACAGUCCUGAUUUGAAUGUGCUUGACCUUGGGUUUUUCAACUCGCUCCAAUCCCUGACAGAUUGUCUGAGUCCUAAAACACUACAAGACCUUAUUAAGGGUGUUUUGGAGGAAUUUGAAGGCUAUGACGUUUACAAGCUCAACAGAAUUUUCCUAACUCUGCAGACGUGCAUGAUUGAGAUCCUGAACCAUGCAGGGGCAAUGGGUAUAAAAUACCCCAUGUAAACAAGGAAAAGCUUGAGGGGCUUGGGCAACUACCUCAAAGAUUAUCAUGCCCUCCAGAGGUGUAUGCAAAUGCCCUGCACAACUUAGGGCUAAUGGAGAGGGUUCAUUAAUGGAAUAUGAGCUUGUGAUGAUGCUUGCGGUGAGGUUGUGAUGCUAGUGAUGAUGCUUGUGAUGCUAGUGAUGAUGCUUGCGAUGAGGCACUGAUGCUAGUGAUGAGGCUGUGAUGCUUGUGAUGCUAGUGAUGAGGCUGUGAUGCUAGUGAUGAUGCUUAUGAUGCUAGUGAUGAUGCUUGUGAUGCUAGUGAUGAUGCUUGUGAUGCUUGCGAUGAGGCUGUGAUGCUAGUGAUGCUUGCGAUGAGGCUGUGAUGCUAGUGAUGAUGCUUGUGAUGCUUGCGAUGAGGUUGUGAUGCUAGUGAUGAUGCUUGUGAUGCUUGCGAUGAGGCUGUGAUGCUGGUGAUGAUGCUUGUGAUGCUUGCGAUGAGGCUGUGAUGCUGGUGAUGAUGCUUGUGAUGCUUGCGAUGAGGCUGUGAUGCUAGUGAUGAUGCUUGUGAUGCUUGCGAUGAGUCUCUCAUGCUAGUGAUGAGGCUCUGAUGCUAGUGAUGAUGCUUGUGAUGCUAGUGAUGAUGCUAGUUGCUUGCGAUGAGGUUGUGAUGCUAGUGAUGCUUGUCAUGUUUGUAAUAAUCCAUAUUUGAGUAUGUUGGAGUACGCUGUUUGUGUGGAGUAUGUUGGAGUAUGUCUAACUCCACUUGUAUGUGUAACUCCAUUUAAAAUGUUACUCCAUUUGAUUUUGCACUUUUACUCCAUGUAUUUUUUUACUCCAUACUCCAUUUGUAUGUGUAUAUUUCUACUACUCCAUUUGUAUGAUCAUUCUAUGAUAGGAGAGGAGUGAAUUAGAGAAGAGUAUGUGUCAUAAUCCAUAGUCCUUUAGUUUUAAUUAAUUAAAGAAAAGGACUUGUUGUUGUUGCUGCUAUUAAAGGAAAGGACUAGGAGGGGAAUAUGAGAGGAAAGGAGUGGAAUAUAAGAGAGAGGAGUGGAGUGGAACAGGAGAGGAGAGGAAAAAGUUUAAUUUAAUUUUAACACAAAAGGUUUGAUUUAGUAACAGAAAAGGUUCAAUUUAAGUUUAAUUAACAGAAAUGUUUAAUUAGAUUUAACUAAAAGAAAAGGUUUAAUUUCCAGUUAAUUAAAAUUAUCUAAGAAGAGGAGAGGAUAAGAUAAGAGAAGAGAGGAGAGAUAAGAAGAGAGAAAGAAGAGAUAAGAAGAGAGAAGAGAGCAAGAAGAUGCUCCUGCAGAAGAGGAGUAGAAAGUUUCAGUUAGUUAACUGAAACUACUCCUACAGAGAAGAUACUAAGAAUCUGAACUACUGCUAAUCCUCUUAUUGCAAGCCAGCAAAUGUGCUCACUAAAUGGAGUAUUCCCUCUCAAAAUUGAACAUUGGUAAAACUGAACAUUGGCAUGUGUAACACUGUACUCCUAGCAAAUGUGCUCACUAAAUGGAUUUUUAUUUUCAGAACACAUUGGUAAAACUGAACAUUGCUAACAUUGAUUUUCAUUGACAGACGCAAAGAAUGGUCAUGUAGACAUUCAGAAGUUAGGCAAUUUGACUCGACAGUGUAUACAAACAACAAGGAAGUGUUCAUAUAGCACAUUCAGGUGGAAACAAAAUCACAGGACAACUUAAAGCUGGCCACCAUCUCUCUCUCUCUCAGAGCAGAGCAAACUCAAAACUGAAAUGCAUUUUUGCUCUCACAAAAGAAAAAGAGAGGGAGGACGGCAAGUGAG